AUGGACGGUCCGGGCAAAGCAGCGGCCACACACACCGAGGGAGUGAAGGUGGACCUGAAAGCAGCUGAGGCAGACCCCGCUGAAGGCUGCGGCUUCUGCCUGAAGAGAAUACGGGACUUUGUUCCGCAAAAGUACCGAAAUGAGCUGGCACAGCUGUUCAAACUGGCGGGACCGGUGGUAAUUUCCCAGCUGAUGAUCUUUAUGAUCAGUUUUGUCAGCAUGGUGUUCUGCGGCCACCUGGGAAAAACUGAACUAGCCGGGGUUUCGUUGUCGAUUGCGGUGGUUAACGUCACCGGUAUUUCCAUUGGCACUGGUUUGUCAUUAACCUGCGAUACGCUCAUAUCACAGACCUAUGGGAGCGGUAACCUGAAGCGUGUGGGUGUGAUUCUCCAGAGGGGGGUUCUGAUUCUGCUGCUGGCCUGUUUCCCCUGCUGGGCCGUCCUCAUCAACACUGAGCCCCUCCUGCUGGCUGUCAAGCAGAGUCCAGAGGUUGCCAGACUCUCGCAGAUGUAUGUGAACAUAUUCAUGCCUGCUUUACCAGCUGCCUUCAUGUACCAGCUGCAGGGAAGGUACCUCCAAAACCAGGGAAUUAUAUGGCCUCAAGUUAUAACUGGAGCAAUCGGAAAUGUCCUGAACGCAAUAAUCAACUAUGUGUUCCUGUAUCCUCUGGAUAUGGGUGUUGCUGGGUCUGCAGCAGCUAAUGCUAUCUCCCAGUAUGUGCUGGCUGUGGUCUUGUUUGCUUACAUCUGCCUGAAGGGUCUCCAUAAGGCUACAUGGGGAGGUUGGUCGCUGGACUGCCUCCAGGAGUGGGGAUCGUUCAUCCAGCUGGCCAUCCCCAGCAUGCUGAUGCUCUGUCUGGAGUGGUGGAUCUUCGAAGUGGGAGGAUUCCUGGCCGGAGUGAUCAGUGAAGUCGAGCUGGGAGCAAACUCCGUCAUAUACGAGCUGGCGAUUAUUGCUUACAUGUUUCCUUUAGGAUUCGCUGCUGCUGCUAGUGUUCGUGUUGGAAAUGCUCUUGGUGCAGGGAACAUUGAACAGGCCAAGCUGUCCUGCAAAGUCCCCAUAUUCUGUGCAUUCAUAAUCGCAUGUGUUGUCGGAGCAAUUCUUGGUGCCUGCAAAGACAUCAUUGGGUACAUUUUCACCUCAGAUCAAGAUAUUUUGUUGAGAGUUUCUGACGUCAUGAUCAUCUUUUGCUUCACACAUCUGUGUGAUGCUGUCGCAGGUGUUACUGGAGGUGUCCUCAGAGGAGCCGGUAAGCAGCUGAUUGGUGCUCUGUGUAACCUGGUGGGCUACUACUUCAUCGGUUUCCCCAUUGGCGUUUCCCUGAUGUUUGCAGCCAAGAUGGGGAUUAUAGGGCUGUGGACGGGACUUACAGUCUGUGUGUUGAUGCAGUCGAUUUUCUUCCUCAUAUAUGUGUCCAAGCUUAACUGGGAGAAGGCUGUAAAAGAGGCUCUUGUGAGGGCAGGAGUGCAGAGCAAAGAAGAAAAAGAUAUGACCAAGAUGGAAAAUUCAGCCUGCAACCAGAGCCAGGUUGGUGUUGCAGCAUCUCGUGAUGAGGAGGACCAUGUGUACCAGGAGACCCAUCCUUCAGAGCAGAGUAAACCCACCACCACAGUGGGGGACGUCCUGUCGGGGACUCAGCUGGUUUUAUGGCGAGGGCUGGCGGUGCUGGUCAUGUUCAUCAUCCUCGCUGCAGGAAUUGUGGCCUCACACUUCCUCACUAAAAUGCUGAAGUGAUCCCUCCGGAUGGUGUCAAGGUGGCAGUCAAAUUCAUGAGUGUUGGGGUCUUAUGGGACAAAGUUUGGCUGCAUCUUAUUUUGGUUAAAAUGGCCUCACUUUCUCUUGUGAACAUCUCAGUCACAUGCUGAACAAAUGUAAGUGUGGCCAAACCAAACCAAACUUAUUUUAGAAACAUCAGACAAGUGUUUGCCGUUUUACUCACACUUCCUGUGUUUCUGUUUCAGUAAAAGCUGGUCUUUAACAUUAAUGAAUGAUAAGUCUCCAACAUGUACUUGAUUUUAUUGUGUAUUUUUAAUUUUAUAAAUUUGUUCUAAAAUUGUUUUUUUUUUAAUUAAGUGGUAUGGAAGAUGAGAGAUCUUAAUGCUGCUGAAGUUUAUGAGGUUGAUGCCCUGGAUUGUAGUUUACUUAUUCUGGAACGUGUUAAAGAUUUGGUGGACUGUCAGUAUUGCUGUCAUACCAAAAUCACUUAAAAGUUAAAAAUUGCUAUGCUUUGCAUAUUGCACAAGUAGCAAAGCAACUGUGCAUUUAAAGAAUGUGAAAUAAUUUAGCACACUUAAAAGUUAAAUAGGGUAGUACAUCCUCACUGCCCAGUUGAAGCCAGGUUUAUGAGUAGCAGCUUUGAUAAGUUUUAAUUAUCACACACCACACAGCCUGUAAGGCAUUUAUAGAACCAGCAUAGAGCGCAUCUAUAUCAUGUUGAAGAUUGAGUGCAUAAAAUACAACCAAAGGUGGGGAUAAAGUGUGUAACAUAAACAUGACUUGAUAAACUGUAAACCUAACAUAAAGAGUGCCUUAACUGACAAAAGUAUAGUUUUUAUAUUUUUUAGAGAGAGAGAGAGAGUAUUAUGAUGUCUUCACUGUGCAAUUGUUAUGUUAUUAAUACAAUGUCAAAUUAUUUUGUACCCUUCUCCUGACUGAUAUCUUUCUAGAGUAGGUAAUCUUGUAUAACCUUUCUAGAAAUUAUGGCUUCAACUAAAGCAAAAAACUUUAUUUUGAAUUGUUUAAAUCCACUUACUGAUAUUAGGUGUGCACCCAAAAAAACUGAAUGCUGAAAUUCAAGUGAAGAUUUCUCAACAAAGUAUUAGCUUAACAAUGUGGAGACUUGUUCAUCAGUUAUUGCAAACAUUUUAUAUUAUUUUUACCAAAGGAAUUGUUUCUCUUUUUUUUUUUUAGCUGAACUGUACAAGAUAAAUGACACAUUAAAAGUGGAAAAAGUUUGAAGUGA
Xiphophorus hellerii (green swordtail) is the source of this 2962-nucleotide messenger RNA. Its product is annotated as multidrug and toxin extrusion protein 1. The coding region runs from base 1 to 1734 and encodes 577 amino acids. Lineage: Eukaryota; Metazoa; Chordata; Actinopteri; Cyprinodontiformes; Poeciliidae. Gene Ontology annotation, molecular function: xenobiotic transmembrane transporter activity; antiporter activity. Gene Ontology annotation, biological process: xenobiotic detoxification by transmembrane export across the plasma membrane. The record is from RefSeq and is a predicted model, not a curated record. The transcript has 16 exons. Gene Ontology annotation, cellular component: membrane.